Molecule: messenger RNA, 2105 nt
Organism: Spizellomyces punctatus DAOM BR117
Lineage: Eukaryota; Fungi; Chytridiomycota; Chytridiomycetes; Spizellomycetales; Spizellomycetaceae
Exons: 14
Coding region: 92-1939 (615 amino acids)
Molecular function (GO): hydrolase activity, acting on carbon-nitrogen (but not peptide) bonds
Source: RefSeq, a predicted model, not a curated record
ACCUCUGAAUUUUUUGUUUACUGAUGUUUACUACUCGAACUUGUGCAUAAGAAUACUAGAAGAGAGCGCUUGGAUUGGACGUUUACCCAUCAUGUCUUUGCGAAAUCGGCAGCAGAAAGCUGAAACCAAUAUGCUGGACGAGAGGUCUAGCUUGUUGGAUGGAAAGGUCAAUGACAGAAGGCGAGGAGCUCAGUGGUUUGGAUGGCAGCAUUUUAUCGUCUUUCCGCUCCUGAUUGGAGCGCUGUACGUUUUAUCUGGUUCUCGUCGAAGUCUGAUCAAUGAGUACAGUCUCCCAUCAUAUUACAUCAUUCACAAUGCCCGAGUCUACACGGUCGAUGAUGUACAACCGUUUGCUGAGGCGUUCGUUGUCCGCGACGGGCACUUUGUAGAUGUUGGAAGCGGGACAGAGUUACGGCAAGCCUAUCCGGAUGCAAAAGCGGUGGAUGCUGGUGGGCGGAUGAUUGUUCCCGGGUUGAUUGACGCGCAUGCGCAUCUCAUUGAACAGGGCCUGGCCCUCCUGCAGGCAGACGUAACAGGAGCCAUGACCCUAAGUCAAGUACGAUCUCGCCUCGUGUCCUACCUUGAUGCCCACCCUGAUAUUGAAAGUAACAAAGAAUGGAUUAUCGGCAAAGGAUGGGACCAAACUAAAUGGCCGGAAACAAAUCACCAAUUCCCGAACGCCUCCGAUUUGGAUCACCCCCGUCUUAGGCAUAUUCCCAUUUGUUUGUUCAGAAUUGACUACCAUGCGUUUUGGGUCAACGAAGCAGCUUUGGAAAAGAUUGGAAAAGUCCCGAAAAAGGUGGAUGGCGGGGAGAUUGUGCGUGAUUCGAAUGGACGUCUGACGGGUGUAUUUUUGGAUAAUGCGAUGGAUAUUGUUGACAAUGCGAUGGAGAGACCUGGCGAAAAGAGGCUGGCGGAGGCUAUCGAAGCCGUCACCCAGAGAAUGGUAUCGUAUGGUUUAACCGGCUUGCAUGAUGCGGGUGUGCUACCGUGGCAGCUGGACUUUCUGAAGAGCAUAGUAGAUGCUGGGCGUCUCCCGAUUCGUAACUACGCAAUGAUCAAAUGUCCGGAUCCCGCACAUUACUGUGGCGAUAUCGUGCCCCAGCUAUUCAAUUAUGGUGAUCGGCUGACAGUUCGCUCUGUAAAGUUGUUUCUUGAUGGUGCUGUUGGAUCAUGGGGAGCUGCCAUGAUUGAGCCUUACUCUGACGAUCCUACCAAGAGCGGAUUCUUGCGCAUGAAUGAGACCGAUCUGCCGGAUCUGGUGUGGAAAUGGAUUAGACAUGGAUAUCAAGUGAACACCCAUUGCAUAGGCGAUCUGGCCAACAAGAUCACUCUGGACGCCUACGAAGAGGCUUUUGAGCGUCUGGGAGAGCAAGGGAAAGACCUGCGGUUGAGAAUUGAGCACGCGCAGAUGGUGAGAUUGGAAGAUAUACCGCGAUUUGCACGGUUGGGUGUCGUGCCGUCCAUGCAGCCUACACAUGCGACGAGUGAUAUGUCGUAUGUCGGACGUCGGAUAGGCCCAGACAGGGUGCGCGGGGCUUAUGCCUGGCAGUCGCUAUUAAACGCUGGUGUUUCCCACAUUCCCCUUGGAUCAGAUUUCCCAAUCGAAGGCAUAAACCCGUUGCUCGGGAUCUAUGCUGCUGUGACGCGAACUGAUGUUGACGGAUCAUCGCCGCAUGGACCAACCGGAUGGUAUCCUUCUCAGAAACUCAACAGAACACAAGCUCUUAAAGGAUUCACGUUGGAUGCAGCGUGGGCCGCGUUUCAAGACAGUGAGCUUGGUUCGAUCACACCUUCCAAAAAGGCCGAUUUCGUCAUAUUUGAUACUGAAUUCAUGAAAGACGAUUUGCCUCCAUCAAAAAUAUUGGAGACACAGGUGGUGACGACAGUUGUAGGUGGAAAUGUUGUCUACGGGACGCUGGGUGGAUUCACAACAUAGAUUAGGCGUCCUUCAUUGAUGUAAAGAUAGAUAAGGUUAGAUGCGAAGUCUGCGAUGUGUCUAGAGCAUAUAUUACUGCCUUGGAGAUAUUUUACUUUCAAUAUUUGUCUAGUUUUCAAGAGAGACAAGCAGAUCGAUUUCACGGCGUGAAAACACACCUAGAGCA